AUGCGACCGACGUACGGUGUCCUGGUGGUCCUGCACCUUCUGGUCGCGUCCACGAUCGCGGAAUUCGAGGACCAUUUCGAGGAUUGCCAUCCAAAUGUACCAGGCUUCGACGCGUGUGUGCGUGAAGCGUUGAACGAGGUUCGGCCGUACUUCAAAACCGGCCUCUCGAAGUACAAUAUCACCCCGUUCGAUCCGUUCUUCGCCAGGGAGGUGGCUGUGAAACGGGGACUGCCGAACUUCGGGUUCACCUUAACGCUGAAGAAUGUCACGGAGAGCGGAUGGACCGCCAGCAAGGUGACGAAAUUCGUCAGUGAUAUACCGCACUACAAGGUCGUCUACACUCAGAGUUUCCCGGAGAAAUUCCUAUCUGGUUCGUACGACUUCAAUGGAGCCGUUUUGGGUUCCUCCAUGAGCAAUAAAGGAAAAUUCACUUUGGCCCUUUAUGACCUCGUUCAGACGACCACCGUCACCAAGAGGCCCGGCCAGAAGAUCGAUGCGAGCGUGGACGUGCAAACGAUCCGCGAUUUGAAGCUCCACAUCACAAACUUGCUGUUCGGCCGGCAAAUGCUCGAGAACGUCCUCGACAGAAUAAUAAACGGCGCCUGGCAACCGGGCUUCGUGAUGACCAGACGUCUGAUCAACGAUCUUGUCUCCGCAGCGUUCACAGAAAUAUUCAGGAACGCGUUCCGUAAUUUCCCUUUCGAGAAAAUCAUCAAACCGAAGCCCGAAGGAAGUUAAAAAAGCGAUCUAUUAGUUUGGACAAGACGAACGAUACGCGCGCAACGAUGAACUGUGUGAAACAAUACUCACCAGGAAU
Messenger RNA from Dufourea novaeangliae, 817 nucleotides. RefSeq lists its product as uncharacterized. The coding region runs from base 1 to 738 and encodes 245 amino acids. Lineage: Eukaryota; Metazoa; Arthropoda; Insecta; Hymenoptera; Halictidae. The transcript is spliced from 4 exons. The record is from RefSeq and is a predicted model, not a curated record.